Molecule: messenger RNA, 3838 nt
Organism: Odontomachus brunneus
Lineage: Eukaryota; Metazoa; Arthropoda; Insecta; Hymenoptera; Formicidae
Product: aminopeptidase N-like
Exons: 12
Coding region: 187-2937 (916 amino acids)
Biological process (GO): peptide catabolic process; proteolysis
Cellular component (GO): cytoplasm
Molecular function (GO): peptide binding; metalloaminopeptidase activity; zinc ion binding
Source: RefSeq, a predicted model, not a curated record
AUAAGAGCGCCAGAUAUUGAUAUUAUUGUUAGUAUCCUGUGACUUUUUAAAGUAACAGAGAAGACGACAAUCUCCCGAAUACUGCGAUAUAUUUCUGGUAUUACAAAUUAUCGUUGAUUGUCGCGAAGUAUUGUUUUAGCUGGCACGAAAGUCUGAUAUACGAGAUCUCGGAAAUAAAAACCCGGCAUGGAGUGCCUAAGAUUCUUAUUUAUUAGCGGUCUGCUCUUCAAGAUCGCAACAGCGUUAGUUUUCAUGAAGAAAGAUUGUCCACUCGAUCGAUCGGAAUACCGCUUACCAGUGAAAGGGAUUGUGUGCCGACAUUAUAACAUCAAAUUAAUAUCUAUGUUCUCCGAGACCGACCCUGACGAAUUUUUUGAGGGCGAAGCCAAUUAUUUGAUCGAAAUUUAUGAGAAAACGGACAGGAUAAGCUUACACUAUAGCAAUCAAUCAGAAUUGGACGAACAUAUUAUAGGCUCAUCAAGAUUGACUUAUCCUUCGAAUAUUACGUAUCAAGUUUUCAUAUCGAACCGCUAUAUUUAUUGCCCUGCAACACAGAUCCUAACGAUCGAUUUUGAGGACGAUCUACCUCUCGGGAAUUAUACUUUGGACAUAAAAUUCAGAAGUGCGCUAAUUACUGACAGCGUGCCAGGCUUCUCAAAAAUUACAUACUUCAACAAACAGGAACAACAAAAGUCGUUCAAAUAUAGUGGGGAGAUGUUUGCAAUGAAUUUUCCUUGGGCUGCUCGGACAGUGUUUCCGUGCUGGGACGAGCCGACUUUAAAAGCAACUUUUGACAUCUCAGUUAAACAUCCAUUUUACUAUACGGUUUUGUCGAAUAUGCCGAUACAAGAGCAGAUAGUAGAAGAUCAUAUGAUAUGGACUCACUUUAACACCACCCCUUUGAUGCCUACUUAUCUCGUGGGAGUUGUGAUUUUCAACAAUUUCGCCGUCAUUACCAGCGGAGAUGGGUCUAUCAACAUGUGGGGUAGACGGGAAAUAAUUGACCAAUUAAUAUCAGCGCAUGAAGUUGCCGUACAGUGUUCGAAUUACAUAUUGACUGCCAUGAAUUUUACUAAAAAGAUUUCAAAAAUGGAUCUAAUUGCGAUACCACCUUCCUUCCUUCGGACCAAAUCAAAUUACGGAAUCUACAUCUACAAAGAAUCAGACCUGAUACAGGGCCGGACUGAAUUAGAGAAACAAAGUCUCAUAGCUCAACACUUAAUACAAACUCUGAUGUAUCAUUGGUUUAACGAUGUUAAUCCGGCUCAGUGGAAUUACUUGUGGAUGAAUGAUGGAAUCGUGACGUUCUUCGGCUUAUACAUCACCAACAAGCUUUUCGAACAAUUGCGGGUAAUUGAUCGCUUCGUGGUAGAGAAUCAACAACAACUUUUGUCUGAAGAUAUUGUAUUUCAUGUAAAUCCAGUUAUGCACGAUAUCGUAACCCCCAAGGAAAUUGACAUCUUAUUUUCUGGUGUUAUGCAAAAGAAAGCAACUGCUUUAGUACGCAUGAUGUACCAUGCUAUUCCCGACGAAACUUUUCGGAAAGGGAUCAGAAUAUACUUGAAGGCAAAUCAAUUUUUGUCAGUCACUCCGGAUAAUUUGUGGAAAGCUUUGGAAAAAGCUAUGUUGUGCGAAAUAGAAGUCCCUGACGAUUGGGAUUUGGAAAAAGUGAUGGAUAAUUGGCUUUCAACUUCCAAUUAUCCCGUAUUAGAUGUUAAACAUUAUUCUAUAUUUCAAAGAAUAGUUAUUACGCAACAGAAUUUGUACAUGCAAGAAUCGGAAAAUUUCUGGUGGUUACCAAUAACUUAUACAACCGAGUCGAAUCUCAAUUUCGACGAAACCUCGCCUAAUUUUUGGUUAAAACCAUCGGAUAAGCAUAAGCACAUUAGCAAUAUCCCCAAUGGUUGGGUAAUAUUCAAUUUGCAACAAACUGGAUACUACCGCGUCAAUUAUAAUAUGGAAAAUUGGCGUAGACUCACAAAUUACCUGAAAUCUGACAAUUACAAGAAGAUACAUCCUAUAAAUCGUGCUCAACUUAUCGACGAUUCCUAUCAUCUGAUGUUGGCAGGCCAUCUCGAUGGCACAGUAUUUUUAGAACUCUCGAGCUACCUAAAACAAGAGAGAGAUUAUAUACCGUGGUAUCCUAUGAAGAGGAUUUUGUCGAAUAUGACGACAUUUUUCCGAUUCCCAGAGAGUGCAUCGAUUAAAAAACAUAUGCGAGUAAUCCUGAAUAAUGUGCUUGAGGAUAUAGGAUAUAAAGAUAAUUUUGAUGACACUAACUUUACAAAACUUUUAAGAUUAUUGGUAUUAGAGCUGAUAUGUAAACUCGGUAACGCCAUGUGCUUGACAAUGGCUAAUACAAAUUUAGUCGCGUAUCUCGAGAAUCCCGAUGCACCUGAUAUACAGCCGUUGUGGGAGGAGUGGAUAUUCUGUAUGGGAAUGAAGAAUGCGGACGAUACCAGUUGGUCACGGAUGAUAAACGAAUAUAUGCUCACGAAGAAGUCCGAAUAUUUAGAUUAUCUGAAUUGUGCGGAAAGUUCCAUAUUGAUUUGCGAUUACAUAUCCAAACUUGUAUCAAAUUAUUUUCACAUAGGGAAGCAUGAACGCUUGCGAAUCAUACGUAAUAUCCUAAAGAGACAUGCGUCGGACGAUUUAGUUCUUGAUUAUAUUUUAACGAACUACAACUUGAUAAGAACUAUUGCACAGUUUUCAAUAAUAGAUUUUAUCAUCCCGAAUAUAUACAGUGUGGAACAGUUGCAAAAGGUAGAGAAAUUCGUAAUAAGUCAUCAGUUUAGCGAAGAGGAAAUGGAGUUUCCAGUAAACUACACGCAACGUCUCAUAUCCAGUAUUGCGACUCAAUCGAAGAACAUUCGGACAGAAAUAAAGAUGUUUACUAAUCAAUUCAAUAUUAGUGAAACUAAAAUGAUUUCGAUUUGAAUCAAGAACCGAAUAUGACGAAACGAUCGUUUCACUACGUAGAACACAUGCUCUCGAUCGUGAAGUGUAAGAUUAAUUGCUAUUGAGAACACACACAGAUAUAAUAAUUUGAACUUGUCAUUCAACUAGGAUUUAGGAUUAAACUUAGAAUUAAACGCAAACUAAAGAUUUAAUAGGAUUAAAGUUGGGAUAUAUUAACUUACUUAUUACUAAGUGAACAAAAAAACAUCAAAUUGACAUUUGAAAUGUCAUGCGUAUGCGUGAAACGUUCUCACUCAAUAUUUCAAAAGUAUUGCAAAGAUAUUACUGGAUGAUAUAUGAUCUCUUUAAGAAUAUCGUAAAAAUAUUUUUAGAAUAUUUGGGUGCCAAAAUUAUUCGUAAUGAUGUUGAUACAAUGUUGAAAUCUACAUUAGAAAAGGUUAUAUAGUAUUGACCAUCAUUGCAAUAACGUUUUAUCAAUGCUUUUUUGCUCACUGAGUAAAGUUAUAAACGUUUGUUAUUCAAAUUACAAAAGUUGUUAAAGUUAAUUUGUUGUUACUUAUUUCUUAAAGUCAGUACUCACUAGAAUUUAUUUAACUUGGGAUUCAAUUUAUAAUUUUAUAAUCGUAUGCGCAUUAUUAAUAUUAUUUAUUGAUUAUACAAAGUAGUGGCAACGAUGUAUCAAAGUAGCAACAUCAUUCGAAAUGAGAAAAUUUUGUAAUCUCAAUUAUAUGUUAUACAAGUUUAAGUACAGUGAUGUGUAUUCCAUCGCCAGAUAUAACUUCACAUCUGGAAACUUGAUAUUUUAUAUAUAGAGUUAAAUAGCUUUAUAUAAAUGAAAUUAUAUGAAAUUGUCGCAGAAAUUUCUACGCACACAUAAUUUUGUAAGGAGUAAAUUAUAAUAUACAUGUUGCAAACUCGA